Molecule: messenger RNA, 321 nt
Organism: Monoraphidium neglectum
Lineage: Eukaryota; Viridiplantae; Chlorophyta; Chlorophyceae; Sphaeropleales; Selenastraceae
Exons: 1
Source: RefSeq, a predicted model, not a curated record
CCCGCGCGGGGCGGGCGGUACGCUGACGUGGACGCGUCCCUCCUCGACAUGCUGGCCAGGCGGGACGCGGAGGAGGCGCGGGUGCGCGCGGCGCUGGCGGCCUCGCUCGAGGAGGAGCAGCUGCGGAAGGCGCUCGCCGCGUCGAUGACCGAGGCCGGCGCGGGCGCCGGCUCCGGCGGGGACGCGGGGCGGCGCGGCGGGGGACGUUCGGAGGGCGGCGGGAGUGCGUCGACAGAGGCGGACGCUGUUGUGGACGUUACUGCGCCGUGGUGGGGCAGGGCGCCGCACGGCGGGGCAGGCGGCGGCGGCGGCAACAGGUAG